AUGGAUGAAGAAGAUUUAACCGAUAUACCCUUUGCAGACCUGCAAAAACUUCGUGAUCAAGUUGGUAUUAAGAGGUAUAACCAGGCCAUCCGCAAUACCGAAGGCAAAAAAGGAAAUAAACUGACGGACAAUAAUACUAAAUAUAGACCUCAAGAAUUCUCAUCCAAGAAACCAGUUUCAGUUUUAAGACAAAUUCAUCAAACCAAAAAAUCCAAACCGAAAGAUCCCAGAUUCACUAGAAAGAGUGGCACAUUAAACGAGGACUUAUUUGAGAAAUCCUUCGGAUUUAUCAAGGAAUUGAAAACAAAUGAAGAGCAGAUGUUAAUCAAGCAAUUGCAUAAAACGAAAGAUAAAUCUCGUAAAGCAGAGAUAUCAGCUGCUUUGGAAAGACUUAAUCAACAACAACAACAUAUUACGGAAAGAAAACAGAAGCAAGAGAUUAUCAAGCAGCAUCGUAAGAAAGAAAUUGAACUUAUCGAAAAGGGAAAGAAGCCUUUUUAUUUAAAGAGAUCAAUGAAAAAACAAAUGUUUGUAGAGCAAAAACAUGAUACACUAAAAAAGCAAAGAAAAUUAGAUAAAUAUCUAAAAAGGAAAACUAGGAGAGAUACUGCAAAAGAAAGAGCUAAGAUGCCAAAAUCUCGUCAAGUAACGGAAUAA
Molecule: messenger RNA, 657 nt
Organism: Trichoplax adhaerens
Lineage: Eukaryota; Metazoa; Placozoa; Uniplacotomia; Trichoplacea; Trichoplacidae
Exons: 8
Coding region: 1-657 (218 amino acids)
Biological process (GO): maturation of SSU-rRNA from tricistronic rRNA transcript (SSU-rRNA, 5.8S rRNA, LSU-rRNA)
Cellular component (GO): 90S preribosome; nucleolus
Source: RefSeq, a predicted model, not a curated record